Danaus plexippus (monarch butterfly) is the source of this 455-nucleotide messenger RNA. RefSeq lists its product as uncharacterized. NCBI's taxonomy places the organism in Eukaryota, Metazoa, Arthropoda, Insecta, Lepidoptera, Nymphalidae. Bases 60 to 362 code for a protein of 100 amino acids. The record is from RefSeq and is a predicted model, not a curated record. The transcript is spliced from 2 exons.
GGUUAAAUCAGUUAAUCAUUCAGAUUCACGAGGAACAUAUACUACAUCCAUAAUUAACGAUGAAGUUCGUAAUUUCUGUAUUUGUACUAGCUCUGGUAGCAGUUGCGCUAGGUGAUAAGCCUCACUACGAUUUAAACAACGCUCCUGCCCUUUUUGAAAAAUAUAUUAACGACUUCAAUAAGAGUUAUAAGGAUGCAGCUGACAGAGAAGUUCACUAUAGGGCUUUUGUGCAAAGCUUGCAAGAAAUUAACGAAGCUAAUGCCAGACCUUCCCCUACCGUAUAUGAUCUGAACAGCUUUUCCGAUUACUCGGCAGACGAACAAAACAACAUGCGCGGUUUGUUGAUUCCAGGAAAUUACUAAACUGGAAAUCAAAUGGCGUAACUGAAGUCAAUGUUAAAACGAUACUAGAAAGCUGCUUGUUUUUAAUUUGUAAUAAACUAUAUUUUAAUUUGA